Molecule: messenger RNA, 1023 nt
Organism: Sciurus carolinensis (gray squirrel)
Lineage: Eukaryota; Metazoa; Chordata; Mammalia; Rodentia; Sciuridae
Product: palmitoyltransferase ZDHHC19-like
Exons: 8
Coding region: 1-1023 (340 amino acids)
Biological process (GO): protein targeting to membrane; peptidyl-L-cysteine S-palmitoylation
Cellular component (GO): Golgi apparatus; endoplasmic reticulum
Molecular function (GO): protein-cysteine S-palmitoyltransferase activity
Source: RefSeq, a predicted model, not a curated record
AUGGCGCCCGGUGGUCAACCUCGAGUUGACUGUUCUUGGUUCCGACCAAGUCUCUUUGCCUCCUUUGUCAUCAUCAUGCUCGUGAUGACGAGCAGCACUUUCUUCGCCUACCCAUGCAGAUGGCUGGCGGGCCGUGGGGAGUGGGCCUUUGCCCUUGUCACCGGCCCCCUCUUCCUUCUGACCCUCUGGAGCCUGGUGUCCUUGAAUGUGGGAGAUCCGGGCAUCAUACAUCGAGGCUCCUUGGAGCAGGACCCGGAAGCAGGACACACUGCCUGGAUGCACAGCCACGCGUUUCAGAUGCCCUGGUGUCACCAGUGCAAUUUCCAUCGCCCACCUCGCACCCUCCACUGCGAGACUUGCAACAUCUGCGUGGAGGAGUUUGACCAUCACUCGAGGUGGGUCAACAACUGCAUUGGGCAUCGGAACUUCCGGCUGUUCCUGCUCCUCCUGGUGUCCCUGUGUCUCUACCUGGUCGCCCUGGUAGUGACCUGCGUCAUCUUCGUGGUGCGCACCACUGACAUGGCACUGUCCUUGGACAAAAUUGUGGCCAUCAUCGUGGCUGUAUUGGCCACUGGCGCCCUGCUGCCUGUCAUCUUCGAGCUACUGGUCCAGGCUGUAGCCGUGAGCACCGCCAGGCGCCUCUACGAGGUCCAGGUACAUGUCAGAAGUUGUGUUGCUCCAGCAAGACUCAGGGUCCAAGUGGGAGCCGAUGGCGGCCCUGCAGCCACCAACAUUCUCCCCAGAACACCAUCGCCCACACCUCCCUGGGCCCAACUCUCAACCUGUCCCAGUGCUGCAGUGGAAGGCCCACAGGGAGACUUGGUCUCCUAUUCACCCCCUCCCUGUGAUGCCUGGAUAUGGACAUGCUGCGAGGAUGAGUAUGAGCGUGGAAUUGUAUCUCUGAUUGGAUUCCUCAAUGUGUCACAAAACAGAAAGUGGACCUCAUCAAAAGAACCUCUACGUGCUCCUUGUUCUGGAUCUGCCCCCGACCUCCUCACUCGCCAUCUUGCCCUGACUGCCUAG